Molecule: messenger RNA, 2920 nt
Organism: Owenia fusiformis
Lineage: Eukaryota; Metazoa; Annelida; Polychaeta; Sabellida; Oweniidae
Source: the annotation of a GenBank genome assembly
UCUUGCUUUGUUACAAGCCAUGUAGAUAAACAUAAGCUAUCUACAAGUAUUAGUGUGCGAUAUUGUACAGCUAUCGAGGCAGCUCUCGCACAACUGUACGUCGACAAUAAAAUAUGGCUGAGGGUAAAAAGGCUUGGGGAAAAACCGACUUUUGGGGCAUUGGAUAUGAAUACGACCCACAAUGGUACUUUACUAAGGAACAGCAGCAGCUCCAGGUUUCGAUCAUCGAACUCUGCAGGACAACUCUGAGACCAAAUGCGAUAAAAUAUGACAAAACAUACGAGUUUCCCAGGGACAAUAUCAAUGCUUUGGCAACACUUGGGCUUCUUGGUCUCAUUAUACCAAAGGAGCUCGGCGGGCUCGGUGAAAGCCACGUGUGUGCCGCUAUGGUGGUGGAAACCAUUGCAAGAUAUGGAUGCCCAAGUACAGCGAUGGUCUAUGUUAUGCAUUCGGCAUCACUUGCUACUCUCCUUCUUCGUUACCAUAACAACAACACUAUCAAAGAUCUUCUGAGACGAGUUAAUAAAGAUCGCCUUCUUGGGACCCUAAUGUACAGUGAUCCUGCAACAGGAGGGCAUUUCUGGUUCCCCUUGUCGUCUAAAGCAGUGAAGAUGGACGAUGGACGUUUCCAAGUGCUGAAAAGCUCUUCCUGGACGACAAGUGCUGGUUUCGCAGACUUCUAUUGUGCCCAGACAGCCAGUCCAGGGUUCGGAGGAGAUUAUUCGAAUUUAUCGGUAUUCCUUCUGUUUAAGAACGAAGUUCGGUCGAACACCGAUGAUUGGUCUGCUUUGGGUAUGCAUGGUAACCAAUCCGGACCAAUCAUGGCUGAGGGUAUCCUGCACCCAGAUCGUUUAGUUGGUCCAAUAGGCGAUGGCAGGUUCUCUAACGACGAAUGUGUCGAUCCUUGGUUUCUACUUUUGUCUUCCUCCGUGUGGAAUGGCAUUUCAAUGGGUUGUAUUGACAUCGCCAAGAAACAUACUACUCAGAAACGACACGCUGAUGUAGGACUACGAGUAUCAGACUACCCGACCAUUCAGGAUUACUUCGGUGACUGCAUUAGCAAAACAAACUCUUGUCGACUGAGUGUUAUGAGCAUUGCCUCGGGAAUGGAUCGUGCCUCAAACAACAACGAUUGGUCCAAGCACAGUGAUCUCAAGUUCGAUCCUAGGACAAGCUAUCUUCAUUGGGGAUGGCAGUUGAAAUUCAACUGUGGAGGCAACGUUGCUUAUGUUGGGGAUACGAUGCUUCGUACCUGUGGAGGAGCGGGCUUCAAAACUGACCUGGGCUUAGAGAGGCUGUUGAGAGAUGGGAAGGCUGGAUGGGUAAUGGGGCCCAGUGGCGAAGUAACACGUGGUUGGGUCGGCAAGUCAGCCUUAAAUGGAAUGGACACAAUCGAUUAUUGGUCCCAGACUGUUAACCACAGAGCCGUACACACCGAAUUAAAGAAAAUGAGCCCUUCGGCCAAACAAGCCCUUGUCGAUAAGCUAAUGAAGGAUUUGGCAAUGGAAGAAAGUAACUACAACGGUGAAAAUCUCUACCAAGGUUCGGAAUUUGAUAAUCCGUUUAACACUUGCCCACCAGAACACGUGAAGGAAAUCACAGUGGAUAAUGUCACCCAUAAGAAUGCGUUGAAUCCAGAUGAAUACGUUGAGUGCAAAAUCAAAGAGUGGCAAUACAUUGCUGAUAAUAUUGCUGAAUUCACGAUCGAUUUACCAGAGAGCUCUCAACACACUGGUUGUCUUCCUGGUCAAUAUGUCAAAGUUGCCAUCGCAUCUAAUGGCCACUUGACAGAGAGGUAUUUCUCCCCUACAACAUGUCCUUCUACAUUCGGCUCCAUGCAACUGGUAACAAAAUUAGAAAGCCAUGGAGAAUUUUCCAAUAUGUGUAGAAGCAAGAAACCAGGUGAUAGUGUUAAGGUGAAAGGGCCAUGUGGAGGCCUGGAAUACAAACCAAACAAGUUGGAUCGGAUAACCCUGAUCACGAGUGGCAUUGGAGUGACGCCAGCAUUACAGAUCAUCCGAUCCAUAAUGGCUAAUCCAGAUGACAAAACGAAGGUAACUCUCAUCUCUUAUGCUGAUGAAGAACCUGAAUUGCUGUAUAAAGAUGAACUAGAUGGCUAUUCAAAGUCGGGAAGGUUUACUGCCCUUUAUUCUCUUGGGACUGUAGAUGAGAAGUGGACAGGCGCGGAAGGAUACAUCGACGGCGAGAUGAUUAAAAAGAUGGUUCCAAAGAUGGAAGGCUCUCAGAAGAUCGUUAUUUGUGGGGGGCCAUCUAUGGUUAUCACUGUCGUAGAGUUUCUGAACCAAAUGGAGUAUGAUAGCUCUGAGAUUUUCAUAUUUGGAACUUUCGGGGUUAAUCAGCUGAGAUCGGUGUAUGGGCCUAAAACCAAACUAUCAACCCAUUUAUGUUGAACUCCAAUGAUGUUGGUAUUAGCAAUAUUUCAAAACAACACUUAUUGCACGCAUAAACAUAUAUUCUUGUAAUUACUAUAUACCCUACAUUUAAUUAAUAAUAACUACCAUGAAAUACGCUUGAAUACGGAUGUGAAAAAGUGGUACUCCCCAAGGGAAUUCCAGAUUAAUUUGCUUUAGUAGUUUUAAUUUUUAUAUUUCUCAUUUUUCUAAUUCAAUACUCACUUUAAAUGAUACUCAGAAACGUUGAUAGAAAUCUCUGCCAUGAGGUUUAGUACAGGAAAUCCAUGAGAAGAUGAGAAACAUGGGUCUUUGAAUGGAACACUAUUUGCCGAGUAUUUGGUUAUUUACAAUAUAUUAUUGUACUAAUAACUACAAAUAUAUAAUUAAUGAUAGUGUGCAUUCAUGCGUAUUAUGACUUUGCAUGGAAGGAUGCACACUGCAGUAUUGUUUCUAAACAUACACUAUUCACACAUUUAUAUAGACAUGUACACGCACAGUAUUACAUA